This is a messenger RNA of Contarinia nasturtii (swede midge), 1728 nucleotides long. RefSeq names its product cytochrome P450 4V2-like. Bases 50 to 1555 code for a protein of 501 amino acids. Gene Ontology annotation, molecular function: iron ion binding; heme binding; monooxygenase activity. Lineage: Eukaryota; Metazoa; Arthropoda; Insecta; Diptera; Cecidomyiidae. The transcript has 4 exons. The record is from RefSeq and is a predicted model, not a curated record.
AAGAAGAAGAAGAAGAAGAAGAAGAAGAAGAAGAAGAAGAAAGAAAAAAAUGAUCGUUGAACUGUUGGUAGUUAGUGUAAUAGUUGUUGCAAUUGUUGUGGCUGCAUUUGAGUGUUGGAAAGUGUAUUUGAAUAAUACAAAAUUGAAGGCAUUUCAUCAUGAAAAGGGUUUGCCCGUCUUCGGAAGAGCGUUGGCAUUGAUUGGAAAAAAUAAUGAAGAAAUUUUACAAACAUUCACCGGGGAUGAAGUGACAUAUGCAUGGAUUGGGCCGGUGUUAAUAUUCCAUGUCGCGCGUCCGGAAGAUUUUCAGGUGAUUUUAACAUCGGAAAAAUGUUUGAAAAAAGCAUUUCCGUAUCAAUUUUUGUACAAUCGUACGGGUAUUUUAACGUCUGAGCCACAAAUUUGGAAAGAACAUCGACGCGCAUUAAAUCCAACGUUGGGACCAAAGAUGGUGAGCAGUUUUGUGCCGAUUUUCAAUGAAAAAUCGCGAAAAAUGGCCGAUUUAUUGGAGCGAAAAUUGAACCAAAACGUCGAUAUGCAACGUGCAAUGUUUAAUUCAGCGAUUGAAACAAUAAUGAGUGCAUCGUUUGGCAUAAAUUGGCAAAUGCAAAAUGCACGCGGCGAAUAUAUUCAUGAUUUAAUUUUAUACAUAUUGGAAGGUUUGCAAUUGCGCAUUCAACGUGUUUGGCUAUGGAAUCCAAUUUAUAAAUUUACCGCCGAAUACAAGCGAAAUAUUGAGAAAUUUUUCGCAUUUUAUCGCUUCAAUCGUGGCUUAUUGGAAACAAAAUUAAUGCAUUUGGCCGAAAAACUUGAGCAUGGCGAAGAUGAACUUGCAAUUGCCAAAGAGAAUAAUAAUCAAAAUUAUUUGCAAAAAUGUUUACAACUACAAAAGGAACAUAAAUGGACCGAUGAGAAUGUGUGCGAAGAAAUGGACACAAUAUUCGUUGGAUCCGUUGAUACAUCGGCAACAACCAUAUGCGGCAUCACAUUGAUGUUGGCCAUUCAUCCGGAAUAUCAGGAGCGUGUUGUCGAAGAAAUGCGUGAAAUAUUCGAGGAACAAGAUGAACCGGUGACAAAUGAGCAUCUAACACGAAUGACCUUUUUGGAACUUGUUAUCAAAGAAUCGAUUCGACACUUUCCAAUCGCACCGUACAUUGGACGUGAAACAACAGGUGAUUUGGAGAUUGGCGGUGGUAUUAUACCGAGUGGAAGUCAAGUUUUCUUGAAUGUUCUUCGAAUGAAUAAGAAUCCCCGUUUCUAUGGUGAAAAUGCGCAUGAAUUUUAUCCAGAACGAUUUUUACCUGAAAAUUGUGCAAAUUGGCAUCCAUAUCUGUCGGUGCCAUUUUCAGCCGGACCAAGAAAUUGUAUUGGAAAACGAUAUGCGUGGGCAUCACUAAAGAUAGCAUUGUCAUAUAUUUUGAGACGUUUUAAAUUGACAACCGAUUUAAAAAUGCAAGAUGUGAUCAUAAAACCGGAAUUACUUUUAAAAAUUGGCAACAAAAAUCCAAUUCGCAUCGAACGACGCGAAUGGAGAACCAAACCGAAUGCCGAAUAAUGCAGCCAAAUUAGAAGAACCUGAAUCCUCUGGUUUUAUUUAUUAACACUUUUAUUUUUUAUUUUCAACAUAUUCGGAUAAAAACCGAAAGUUAUGUCAACAGAUAUGCGAUAUUUUUUUUAUACUCAUCGAUAUUAAAUUUUGAUAAAAAAAAAAGAAUUCCACAAAGAAAA